CCCGCUCUCCCCGCGCCGUAGGGUCCCCGCAUCCUCCCGGCUCGGAUUUACAUAGUGAUGUGUAAACUACAGGAUGCCCAGCAGCACUGGAAAGAGGUUUAAACCUACUAAAUACAUCCCUGUCUCCACAGCAGCUGCCUUAUUAGUGGGUUCGACUACUUUAUUUUUUGUUUUCACGUGCCCCUGGUUGACAAAAGCCAUCUCCCCAGCCAUCCCAGUGUACAAUGGGCUCGUGUUUUUGUUCGUACUGGCAAACUUCAGCAUGGCAACUUUCAUGGACCCUGGAGUUUUCCCACGAGCAGAUGAAGAUGAAGAUAAAGACGAUGACUUCCGAGCUCCACUCUACAAGAAUGUGGAGAUUAAAGGAAUCCAAGUACGGAUGAAAUGGUGUGCCACCUGCCACUUCUACCGUCCUCCACGCUGCUCUCACUGCAGCGUCUGUGACAACUGUGUUGAGGAUUUUGACCAUCACUGCCCAUGGGUCAACAAUUGCAUAGGACGGAGGAACUACCGCUAUUUUUUUCUCUUCUUGCUGUCCUUAAGUACACAUAUGGUUGGAGUAUUCACCUUUGGGCUCAUCUUCGUAUUAAACCAUAUGGAAAGGCUGGGAGCAGCUCAUACUACCAUUACAAUGGCUGUCAUGUGUGUGGCUGGGUUAUUCUUUAUUCCAGUCAUUGGUCUCACUGGCUUUCAUAUUGUUCUAGUGGCCCGAGGGCGCACAACGAAUGAACAGGUGACAGGUAAAUUCCGUGGGGGAGUGAAUCCUUUUACCCGAGGGUGCUGCGGAAACGUGGAACAUGUGCUCUGCAGUCCCUUGGCUCCCAGGUACGUAGUUGAGCCCAAGAAAAAGCAAGCUGUGAGUGUGAAGCCUCCUUUCCUCAGACCUGAUUUAUCUGAGCGACAGAUCACAGUGAAGAUCAGUGACAACGGGAUCCAAGCCAACCUCAACCGGAGCAAGUCUAAAAUUAGCCUGGAAGGUCUGGAAGAUAAAAGUAUGGAUGUGCAACCACCUCUCCCACCCAAAGGAGAUCCAAGCAAGUACUCUGAGCUAAAAGGGCAGCUAGGGACCAGUGAAGAAGGUGGCCUUUCACCCAAACUUAUCAGUCCUCCUACACCUGCCAUGUACAAGUAUCGACCAGCUUUCAGCAACAAUCCCAAAGUCCACUACCAUGCUACAGCUGAGCAGAUCUCCAUGCAGGAGGGACACAGUCAAGGGGCUCUGCUAGAAGAGGAUGGCAGGAGCCUUGAUUACCAGUCUGAACCCAGCUUGGACAUCCCCAGCUACCGGAAGAGCUCCCUCCAUAAGACCUAUCAGUCUUCCCCACUCCAGAUAGAUUCUUUUGCCAUCAAUUCACGAUCCCUGAGCCUGAAAUCUGCUGGCAGGAGAGGGACAGACAAAGUGCCCCUUCAUCCAAUAAAGUCCGAAGGGGUGGCUUCCACCCCUUACAAAAGCAUCUUUUCUCCCAAUUCCCUGUCAAACAGAAAUGGGAGUCUUUCAUAUGACAGUUUGCUAAACCCCAUGUCGCCCUCGGGGAGGAAGUGCAUCGCCCAUUCUGCGGUCAGCUCAGUUGGGUACCACUCCCCGUAUUUAUCAGCCAAAAUGUGCCACCUACGGGGGAGUGAGCUGCAACGCCAACCACCGCAGAGCUUCAGCCCAGUGCUGGGGGACCCAGCUCCACAUCAGCGAGACCCCUCCCCAGUCCGCUAUGAUAACCUUUCCAAAACCAUUAUGGCAUCGAUCCAGGAGAGGAAAGAGAUGGAAGAGAGGGAGAAGCUCCUCCACUCGCACCCUGAUUCAGUAUUUGCAGACUCAGGUGUCUACGACACCCCUAGCUCUUACAGCCUUCAGCAAGUCAGCACACUCUCUGAAGACCCACGCAGCAUGGCAAUGAGAUAUGGAUCUAGAGACAAUCUGAUGGCUGCUACCAGUUUUAGCACAAGGAACCCUAUACUGCAGUCCUCAGUGUCCUCACUCUCAAGUGCAAUGACAAGAGCACCAAGGACUUCCACAACCUCUCUGCAAGCUGAUUUAGCCAAUAAUAAUGUCCAGUCCCAUCAAACACUACAGGGCAGGGUGAGCAAUGGCUCCUACAAAUCCCCAGGCCACCAGGUCCCGUCAUCCCCCACAGGGAUGCCUAGGUCACCCUCUUAUGGAGGCCCAAAGGCUGUCUCAUUUGUAAACACUGUGGAAAUUACAGAGGUGCAAUCAGUGGGAGCACAAAGGGAUGACAUGCAGUUGAAGACACCUCACAGUAAAAUAAAUGGACAGCCAAAAGGAAUAUCCAGGUUGGGUUCAACAUCAAGUUCCCAGGGGACACCUGUCAGCCCUGCUAGACACUCAAACGUUAAGAAGGUGUCUGGAGUUGGUGGAACAACCUACGAAAUUUCAGUGUAAAAUAAAAUUAAUUAACAAUAAAGAGCCAUCCACUCAGCCAGCCAUGAAGCUAGGAGCACUGUGAAGACUCAAAUAACAACAAAGAAGGAGCAGCAACAGCUGGCCACUCUCCUUUUCUUGUUUUGGGUUUGUUCUGUUUUCAUCAUUUCAUCUUUCUCUUUUGGCCAAAAACCAGCUGCAGCCUUAUUCUCGAGAGAAUAAAAUUGUACAGUCCAUCAGACUCUUCCUGAACUGACAGGCGGGAACUGGCUAUGACCUAACACCACAACCACAGAAUGGAUUUCUUUCAUGCAAGAGAGCGCUAAAGCCAUUGUGCGUGUGUCUGUCCAACAAACCUGUUGUGUACCAGUUGUGCUGUGAAAAAGGUAUGGUCAGUCCAGGAUCAUGCAGUUUUUCCCAUGACCCUGCCCAGUUCUUCUGGCCAGCAAUGUGUCCAGCAGGAGUCAGAGGCCCAACUGCUGUUUUCCUACCGACAUGGAAAGCAGGCUUCCUACUCUGGGUAUCUGGAUGUGCAAGAACUGCUUUGUGGCCCCCAGACACUGUGGGUUGGGUUCCUCCUCCUGGGAAGAAGCAAGGCAAGGGCACUUAGGCCACGAACGCUAUGUCGUCUUUAAAAGCCUCCCUGGUCUCCGAUGGGAGCAGGAGAAAGGAGAGCAACAGCUUCUCACUGUCUGCCAUUCGCCUCCCUGCGUGUGAAAUUGUGCGUGUGUGUGUGUGUGUGUGUGCGCGCAUAUUCGUCUCUCGUGGAAAAGGACCACAACACCAGUAAUGAUCUUCCACUCUGACUUCUUGCUCCCUCUGGUUUUUAAAGGCUUCUCUGACUCAGAAACAAAAUCAAGCCAAUAAGAAAGGAAAUGUUUGGAUGGGAACAUAUUUUAAACAGCUGUCAGCUGCUUUCUCUGCACCCUCCUUAUUACCUGUUGGAUUUAGGCAAUAACAUGGUUUACUGCCUUGCCCUGGUGCCAUCUGUGUAAUCCUGCAGCAAGGUUAUCGUGAUCUGUUGAAUUUACAAUGUGUGUAACUGAGCCAAGCAUACAUCUAAAGGAUAUAAAUUUUCUGUCUGCCUAAUUACUAGCACAUUCCCUCUGGUCUUCAAUACUGUUAGACAAAGGAUUUUCCAUUUGGGUUUUUUCCCCCUGGGGAACAACUUUUUAAAAUAAUGUCAAUCAAAUCUAUUUAACAUUCUGAGGUUGCCUUUUCCUGUCUCCAGAAAACUACAUUUACUUUGUUGGAUUUAAAGACAACUUUACUAUAAAAAACAAGAAAGGGGUGCAUUACUUUUGUCACAAAUAUGAGGACUCUGGCAAAGCUAAUUUUGGGACAAAUGGAAUUUUUUGUUUAUUUUCUCCAUUCCUUAUCUUGUUUUCCUUCCCAUUCACUUACCACCUCAGAACACAAAAGUACUGAGAUCUGGACCAAUGCUAACUAGCCAGAUCAUGUCUUCAAUUAAGAAUAUCCUGAGUGACUUGCCAAAGUCACUAAAAAUUAUUAUUUAUCACUGAGCCAGUCAGCAAACGAAACCUCAACUUUCCACCUGGUUAUUCUGGUGAAUAGUUUUGACUAGAGAGGUGAAUUAAUAAUUUUUCAAGGUAUUUGUUUUAAAGGAUUGAAUCCUUUUCAGUCCUUUACUAUAAUGGAGAGCUCUCCAGGUAUUUGGUAGCAAUUCAGAAUGUGUUGAUAACAUCCUACUUGUUUCCAUGUAUGUUGAGAUUAAUUAUUCCAGAAGGCAAAUAUUGACAUCCAUUUUGCCUGGUUAAAAUUUAUGUUUUGAUUUGGUAAAUCUUGACAUCUGCUGAAAUAUAUGCUUAUUAUGUCCCCUGUAUAUCACAUCAUUUGUUGGAGAAGAAGGUUGAAGAGAACAUAAGAAAGUUAAUCAUCUCUCUAUGUAAUGCUCUAUCUAUGUUGCCUGAAGGGAGAAACCUGGAAAGCAAUGAAGCUGUGAUAUCGGCCAAAGUUAUGAGAGAGUGAACUAGAAAUCAGUAUGCAUUAUAUUGCCUUGGUGAUGUUUUAAAUGCCUGCUCUAGGGACACUGCAGAGCAGAGAAGCAAUAGUCUUUCUAUGCAGAUUUGCUCACUGGCAUGUAGAGUAGUUGGAGGCACCGUGGUACCAGAAAGAUGCUGGCAAACUGGACCAGGUACAGAAGGAGCAAUAUAUAUUAAAAGACAGGACAGGCUGGCUGAUGAGGAAAUUUAAAGGGCUAAAAACAUGUCACUGGCUAAGCAAUGAAGUGGAAAUUGAGUAUCAUAAUUUUACAAAUACAUUAGUUAAAAGAUGUAAAACCAAAGGUAAAUCAAAGGGUUGUCACUGGUAACCAAUGGUCUACAUUUAGAAGGAGGCAGAAAAGAUGGAGGGGAAGGAGCAGUGGAAUAGUCUUCCAAGUCAGAGUAUUGGAGACUAACUAUUUAGAACUGUCAAACUAUAUUAGGACAAGUCAUUCAAAAAAUUUCUGUAGGAGGUGAACCUGCAGGGGCAAGGGGCUAGACCAGAUGGCCUUAUAGAUUUCUUCCAUCUUUAACUGUUAUUAAUCUGCAACUCUACCAUGAUGUAAACUCCUCAGGAAGAUGCAGUACUUCCUCAAGGACUGGAAUUCACUCUGGUGCAUAGAGUAUCACAAGACUUACUUGUUUUUAAAGUACCAUGUAUGCCAUAUGUAAGCCCUGAAAAAGAGGGGUAUGUGACACACUGAAUUUGGGCUAGGGAACUAGACAAGGGCACAUUUUACCAUGUAUCUUUGAAUACGUACAUGAAAUUCAUGCAGGCAAGGCUGAAAUUUUGCACCAAUGUAAUAUUUGAGAUUUGCAUCCCAGUGAUGCUCCACUUUGAUUGUUCUUUCUCCUGCAUUUAUAAACAAAAAACCUACUGAGGAACUUGAAGGGCCAAAGAGCCUUUGAAGUUAACUACAUUAGUUCAUGAGAGAAUUUCUCAGUAAGACUAAACACAGUAUUGUGUGUAUAAAGCACUAAUAUCCAGGGUUAUUUUGACGUAGUUCACAAGGGGUAAGGGAGGAAAGAAUGAAUGUGCUGUAUCAUUACAGAUUUAGAUGUAAGGAUUAUAUAUUUUGUGAGUAGUUGUUGCCCACAGUUGAGAGACAUUCGACUUUUUAAUAGGUUUACAAUGGUACCAAAGUAUUUUUUUUUUUUCCUUUUGAGGUUUGCAUAUAAUUCAGUGCACAUAGCCUGGAGUAAAUUAUUCAAAUCCUCUGAAAGAAUAUUCUAAGCAGAACAGUUAACAGGAGAUUGCAUGCAGCAAAUCCAGCCUCAUUUCCAUCCCAGGCACUGAACCUGCAGCUUUUUUCUCAUAAAUGUAAGUGUCUGUUUUCAUAGCUCCUGUUGUGGGACUGGGGACCUACUUAUUAAGUCUAAUUUUGGAGCAGAAUCCAGCCAAUAUUAAAGUAUAGUUCUUCAAGCAGUUUACAGAUUAGUAGUAAGGUUCUUCUGCCCAGAUAGUCUCAGUUUUUACAGACACUUCAGGCCAAAUCUUCAGCUGGUGUAAAUUGGUGUGGCUCCAUCAAAGCUCAUCUAAGUGAUGCUAAUUUACAGUAGGUGGGGAUCAGCCAUGAAAAUCUAGCACAAAUUAUUGGAUCUUGUAAAGUAGCUUCUUUAUUCUUGUCAUGUUUAUUUCAUGUUUCAGAAGUCUUAAAUCUUCUCAACAUGUUUUUAUUUUUAGCUGUGGAUUGUAUUACUUAUUUAAAAAACAGCAAUAGUUUUUGUUUAUUUUAUGCAUCAAUUUUCAUUGCAUAUUUGCAUUUUAUUAGCCGUUUGUUCCCUGUUCAUACACUCCCAUUUAGCCUCUAGGUUUUCAUUGUAGUACAAUCUGCCUUGAGAAGUUGGAUCUCUGUAUCUUUAAUUGUAUCAUAUGUUGAGUAUUAUGAAAUUAAAUGUAUCUUACUACAUGGGUGGGAGAGAAAGGAAAUAUUUUUACUUGAAGCCUUAAUAUUUUCUUUUUUUACUACUUUAUCUGUUGACCUCAUAGGAAAGUCUGAAUAGCAAAGACUUUGAAACUCUGGGCCAAAUACUGCACUGAUACACAACCAGCAUUUGGCCCCUUAUGUCAAAACUGGAUACAGACAUAACCUGAACAAGGGAAAAAGGCUCAGGGUGGCAUAUUUUCCUGAACAUCAUUAAUGCAGUCUCAAAAUGUGUCUGUAAGCAAGUACAUUAAAGAAAUCUUCAAGUCUUGAAUUUUUAAGAAAGGUGAUAGCAGGAACUGCCCUAAUAUCUUACAUUUGCAUUUUCUUUUUAAAUUAAACAAAACAAGUGUAAUUACUUAGUUUGGUUAAAGUUAGCUCUAAGGGUUGCACAGAGCUAUGUGUUGGUAGCCAUGUGCAUCAAAUGAACUGUGUUGUGUUGCUGUUCUAAAUUGCUAACGAAGCAUAAUGUUAUGUCAACUUGGCCUAAGAUAAUCACCUCAUGGGUGUUAUAAUGGUUGUUCUUCAGAUGAUGCCUAUUCUCCUACAAGCCUAUUGUGGAAAUUGCAAUGUGGUUUUCUUUGGACUAUAUCUGUGGUCCAGACUAGAAAUAUAGAUAGAUAGAUAUAUAUAUAGAUAGAGAUAUAUAUAUUCAAUUUUUUUUUUUUUUUGGUGUGGGAAAGAUGGGGUCAAGGUUGCUGUCUCUGACAGUCUGGAAAGUUGAUGUCAAACCGUUUUUAUGGUCUGUAUUUCACCUGUUCUGCCACCUUGAAUUGUUGGAAUGUAUCCGUGCAGGCUUUGUGGAGCUCUGUCUGUAACCUUUUUUGUGGCUCUCGUAAUACAUAUAUAUUUUUUAAACCUUUGAGUCACUUCAGUAUUUUCAAGUGUCUGAUUUUCCCCAAUGAGUUACGCCUCAGAUGCAUUCAUUUGCUGAGAUGGUUCAGGUGUGCUGCCCAUUUUUACUUCUACUUGUGCAAAACGUGAACUGAAACAGUAGAACUGGAAAGGCCAGUUCCAGUGCAAAAUCUGCAGGUGACAAAAUGUUAAAAGAAGUGAUUGCAGGUUAAGUUGUACUUUCAAGGUGCUUAUGGUAAAGUAGAAAAUAUGCCAAGUCUCUAAAAGAGCGUUUCCUGGUUGUGGCCAACAUGGAUCAUGCCUAUGAGGCCACAGUAAGUGGUCCAUGAAACAACACUAAAUGAAGUUUUCUGUACUGCUUUUUAUUAAAGUUGAGAGGUUAAUAGGGAUCCUGUGGUCUGGCACAAUUAUGACUCAUUGCUACAGAGUAACUGUGGAAAAAUGUUAUAUUGGUAUUUGUUGAAAUGUUCUAUCCAGGGUAUUGGGACUUAUACAUCCCAAAGAUGUGCAAUUUUUAAUCUAUCUUCAUCUAUCUAUCCAUUUCUAGUCUUUGAAUAUAUGUCUGUUUGAUCUGUAAGACUGGCUUGUAACACAUACAGUUGCCAAGCCCUCCUAACAGCAGCUGCUGCAGGAUUUCUGAUGCCAUAAUUUGCAUAUAUAGGCUAAUUGCAUUAAGCAAGAACCCAUUCAAGCACAUUCAUUGUAAAUGCCAGGCAUAUUUGUGUGCUGUCAUGUCUUCACAUGGCAGAGAUUCCCUUAUAUAUAAAAUGGCCAAAAACAUAAUUACCAGGCUCCAUUGAUGUUGGCUGCAUCAAACAGAAUUAUAUAAGCUCCUGAUCUGUUUUAGUACAUUUUAUUUAAAGACAUCUUGGCUUACAGCGAUCUUGGCUUUCCUUUCUUUAAGUAAUGGAUAAAUUAUCCAACUGUGUAUUAAUUUCUCCAUUAUUGUUAUUUUUUAUUCUGCAGGACAAGUUUCAGUUCACAUUUUGGAACAUAAUAAGGAGAGACAAAAGAAACUAUUUAUACAGGUGAAUGUGUCUUUUAAGAGAGGAAUAGUUACAUAAUAAAUAGAUUAGAAUUACUGUCAAAA
Messenger RNA from Tyto alba (common barn owl), 8247 nucleotides. RefSeq names its product zinc finger DHHC-type palmitoyltransferase 8 (gene ZDHHC8). The record is from RefSeq and is a predicted model, not a curated record. The transcript is spliced from 11 exons. Gene Ontology annotation, biological process: protein palmitoylation. Bases 74 to 2395 code for a protein of 773 amino acids. Gene Ontology annotation, molecular function: palmitoyltransferase activity. NCBI's taxonomy places the organism in Eukaryota, Metazoa, Chordata, Aves, Strigiformes, Tytonidae.